AUCAAUAUCCUCAAACACGAAUCUUUCAUCCUCGCUCAAAUUAAUGGGAAAAUUGUCGUUUUCUCGGUCCGAAUAGCACUGUUUGUUGGAGGCUCCCAUUAAAAUCAAUGUAAAUAUGUGAGGAGCCAUCAACAUGUGACAUCAUCGUCUGCGACUUCCGGUAGAGGCAGGGCUUUUCUCUUAACACCGAAAAUUCUGACUUUAUCGUGGAUGUUCUCUACUAAAUCCUUUCAGCAAAAAUAUGGCAAUAUCGCGAAAUGAUCAAGUAUGACACAUAGAAUGGGCCUGCUAUCCCUGUUUAAAAGAGAAAAUCUCUUUUUAGUAGGCCUUUAACACAGCUGUUUAUCAGCUCUGUUGAAUCUUUUCACUGGAUUGUGUUAGUGCUAGUUAAUAGAGAGAUUUAAUGUGCAGAAAUGCAAGCUUGUCACUUCAGUCAUUGAUUUGUUGUUCAUUAUUUCCUCGUAGUAGUAGUAGUAGUAGUAGUAGUACGCAGAGCUCGUCCGCGGAGUCGACAUGCGCGUCGUGCGGCUUCCAGUCGGAGCGCGUCAACCUGGACUUCGUGGAGGCGGUGAAGCGGCACAUCCUCAACCGGCUGCAGAUGCGGGACAGACCCAACAUCACGCACCCCAUCCCCAAGGCCGCCAUGGUCACCGCGCUGCGGAGGCUGCACGCCGGCAAAGUGCGGGAGGACGGCCGGGUGGAGAUCCCGGCUCUGGACGGCCAGGCGUCCUUCAGCGGCGACCUGCGAGCGGAGACCUCGGAGAUCAUCAGCUUCGCGGACACUGAUGAGUACACAUCUUCAAAAUCCAGUCUCUACUUCCUCGUCUCCAACGAAGGCAACCAGAACCUGUAUGCGUCACAGGCCAACCUGUGGCUCUACUUCCGGGUCUUGCCAACUGGUCCAGACAAAGGCCUCCGAAGGAAGGUGACGGUAAAAAUCCGCUACCAGGAAGCUGUGAGUGAUGCAGAAGGAGACCUUGGAGGACAUGGUGGAGGCGGCACUGGUCGCUGGGCCCUGGUGGAGAAGCGAGUGGAUCUGAAACGCAGUGGUUGGCAUACGUUCCCCUUCUUGGAGGCUGUGCGGGCCGUGUUCGGCAAAGCUUCCCGCCGACAGGACCUGGAAGUCCACUGCGAGGAAUGCGAGACAGCUGGAGUGGCUCCGGUGCUUGUCGACUCCGGCGACCCCUCCCACCGACCCUUCCUUGUGGUCCGUGCAAGGCAGGUGGACGGUAAGCACCGCAUCCGCAAGCGGGGGCUGGAGUGCGACGGCACCAACGGGGGCCUAUGCUGCCGGCAGCAGUUUUACAUAGACUUCCGUCUCAUCGGCUGGAACGACUGGAUCAUUGCACCGGCGGGGUAUUACGGCAACUACUGCGAGGGGAGUUGCCCAGCCUACAUGGCCGGCGUGCCGGGAUCAGCUUCAUCCUUCCACACGGCGGUGGUAAACCAGUACCGGAUGAGAGGAAUUAGCCCAGGUUCAGUCAACUCUUGCUGCAUCCCCACCAAACUGAGUACCAUGUCCAUGCUGUACUUUGACGACGAGUACAACAUCGUCAAGAGAGACGUGCCCAACAUGAUCGUGGAGGAGUGUGGCUGCGCUUGAGUCUUGUUAUCCUCUUUGAACGGAAAGGCCUUUUGUACAGACGGGACAUUGUGGUACUGUACACACGGACACAACAUCUGCACGUGCAGGCAACACAUCGUACUACAAUCGAGUAUCAUCAUCGCAGCUCGCACACGUCCACACGAGUGUAUGUAUUUAUCCGACUGAGUGAUGUGCCGUCUGACUUUUGGAGUAGACAGCAUCGGGAGGAGAAGGGAAUGAUGAUCACCAAAUUGUACUUUUGUUCGCCAACGGCUCGCCAUCGCCGAACGGAAGGACGAUACGAAGCAUUGAAGGGAAGUGACAAGGUUGGCUCCCAGAAGUGCUCCUCAGACCCCCUAAGUACUUCAAGCACAUGAGAGACUUGUUUGUUUGUUUGUUUUUUUGAAGCACUGACAAUUCAUCAGCUGAUACAACUCAGAACAUAAGCACUUCACCAGCAUGCCGACAGACACAGUCUGCCCGUCCUCUGGUGGGUUUAGACCAGCAGCGCUUAAUGCCUCACAGGAUUACUCCCCCUGCACUGCAGCGGCAACGGAAAGUCCUCCACUAUAUUUUGUACUCGUAAUUACAGACCUUGCGUCUCAGUUUCCUGUCUGUCAAGAGUGCUGCGGGUGGGACUUGAUGACCCGACCAGACACAUCUCAGAAGUGCACUUUAAUUGUGCACCGAGAGAGAGACUGGGAUAGAACUCCUCUACUUCCUACUGCUCAUCAAGCCCUUGCGGGACACUCGUUUCGACCCAGCGGGUCGCCGCGGUGCAAUGCAGCACUUGGAGGAACUGAAAUGCACACCCUGAUUAGCACUUGUUUGAAUAUUUGCCUUCUUGCUGUCCAAUCAUGAAAUAAGUGCCACAUGAGCUAUGCAAUGUAUAGUAAACUCGACACAUGAUACAACACGCCCUGGUAGACGGAACACUGGGGGUGGGCGGUACUGCAGAGUGUGGUAUCCAUCUGAUAUCAAGCAAAUACACGGAUAUUCAUACUUUCAACUUGAAAUCCUUCAAAACCACUGAAUUAUUUUGACUUUAAAGGCCUACUGAAAUGAGAUUUUCUUAUUUAAACGGGGAUAGCAGGUCCAUUCUAUGUGUCAUACUUGAUCAUUUCGCGAUAUUGCCAUAUUUUUGCUGAUAGGAUUUAGUAGAGAACAUCGACGAUAAAGUUCGCAACUUUUGGUCACUAAUAAAAAAGCCUUGCCUUUACCGGAAGUAGCAGACGAUGACGUCACCGGCGUGAGGGCUCCUCACAUCCUCACAUUGUUUAUAAUGGGAGCCUCCAACAGAAAGAGCUAUUCGGACCGAGAAAACGACAAUUUCCCCAUUAAUUUGAGCGAGGAUGAAAGAUUUGUGGCUGAGGAUAUUGAUAGCAAAGGACUAGAAAAAUAAAAAAAUAAAGUUUAAAAAAAAAGAUGUUUUUAGACACAUUUACUACAAUAAUUCUGGGAAAUCCAUUAUCUCUCUAUUGUGUUGCUAGUGUUUUAGUAAGUGAAAUAGUACCUGAUAGUCGGAGGGGUGUGUCCACGGGUGUAUUGAAGCCAGUGUCUGAGGGAAGUCACGGCAGCUGCAUGGACAGCGCAAGCGCCGCAGAUCUCCGGUAAGAGGCGACUUUUUACCACAUUUUCUCACCGCAACCUGCCGGUUGACAAGUGGUCGGGAACCAUAUUCGCUUGACCGCUCUGAUCCAUAGUAAAGCUUCACCUCCGGGAAUUUUAAACAAGGAAACACCGUAUGUUUGUGUUGCUAAAGGCUAAAGCUUCCCACCUCCAUCUUUCUACUUUGACUUCUCCAUUAUUAAUUGAACAAAUUGCAAAAGAUUCAGCAACACAGAUGUCCAGAAUACUGAGUAAUUGCGCGAAGAAAAGAGACAACUUUUUGCCGCAAGUGGUGCUGGGCUAUUAUGUCCCCUCCAACUCGAGACGUCAGCAUUCCGUGACAUUUUCAACAAGAAACUCCGUGGGAAAUUUAAAAUUGUAAUUUAGUAAACUAAAAAGGCCGUAUUGGCAUGUGUUGUAAUGUUAAUAUUUCAUCAUUGAUAUAUAAACUAUCAGACUGUGUGGUCGGUAGUAGUGGGUUUCAGUAGGCCUUGAAAUUUGUUGAUCAUGAUUAUAAUCAGACUAAAUCAGGUUUCAAUAAACACAUUUGUGAUCAAUGUAACAGUAUCCUGCUGACAACCAGCGUCCUCUGCAGUGAACAUUUGUGGAUAAUAGGGAUGGGAAUCACUUCCCGAUUUUAUCGGAUCCAAUUCCGAUUUUUGGGGCAAUGAUUCGAUUCACAAUCUACAAGAUUCUCAAUUCAAAUUGAGUCUUAAAAUAUUUUCUUAUAAUAUAAUUUAUAAUGAAACCUUUUCAAAUCAGGUUGCAGGUCUCAGUCGGAAUGGGAUUUGUAUGGUCCCAUUUGUCACAGUUUAAACGUGACGAAUUGGGGGUGCCCAAUCCACUUUAGCCGCCAGACGGCAGUACUGUUGAAUGUCUUAAGAUGUGUUUGGUGGCAAUUCCAACUUUGACUAUAGCGACAGUCUAUGUAAAGUAGCGCUUUCUAUCAUUGUCAGCAGACUGCUUUGCAAAAUAAUCACCCUCCCACCUUCCUCUUACACAAGAUCUACCCAGAAAUAGGGCCAAAUCAAUCAAUCAAUCAAUGUUUAUUUAUAUAGCCCUAAAUCACUAGUGUCUCAAAGGGCUGCACAAACCACAACACAAACCACUACGACAUCCUCGGUAGGCCCACAUAAGGGCAAGGAAAACUCACACCUAGUGGGACGUCGGUGACAAUGAUGACUAUGAGAACCUUGGAGAGGACCACAUAUGUGGGCGACCCCCUAAAACCUGUGACUCCUGACGUCGCUGCUGACGUAUGACGUAUACAUGCAGUGAGAAAGCAAGGACAUGGCCUAAAAAUUUUUUUUAAAUCAAUUCUUGAAAAUGAUGUAUCGAUUUAAAGUCCUAAUAAAUUGAAGAGAUUUGCGAUUCGGAUGUAGAUUGAUUUUUUUUUGCACCCCCUUGUGCUGUUUUAUUCUAAAACUUGCAAUGUGACAACAUUCUGGUUCUCUGGAGGACAUUGUAAUAAAACAAUCGAAGAUAUGUAACGAUAUCAACGAAAUAACACCAAUGUUAUCAGUUUUCAUUAGUAAUCUGUUCCAAAAUAUCAGAUGAAAACUGAAAGACUUUGCCAUCACAAAUAAUAUACAUUCAAUUUAUCUGUUCCAAACAAUGUGACCAAAAAACUAGAAUAGAACAGAGAAUCCAUCCUUUUUAAAAAUCCUGAAUCCAAACGGUGAACUGGAUCGCCCUCAAUAUCUAUCACGUAUUCCUUUCCCAAUAUCUGAAAUUUCCUCAAACUUUCAUCCAAAUCUGCCCUUAACCUUUUGAAUUAUGUUGAUAACAAACAAAUCAGGCAGAAGCAAUAAUUGUAGUUUUAUAGACAGAGAACAAUGGGAAAUACUCACUAAUUACAAAUGAAAUGGACAAAUGAACAUUUUACACCACUUUUACAAUCAGGUUCGACCCAAGUGGACACCCACCACCUUUGUACUUUGCUAAGACUUAUUUCUUUGACCCCAUGGUGGAUUAUUUUGCAGUACAUUUUGCAAAAAGUACAGCUCACUAACAAACAGCUAGAUCAGGGGUCGGCAACCCAAAAUGUUGAAAGAGCCAUGUAGGACUAAAAAUACAAAAACAAAUUAAAAGCCAUAUUACAUACAGAUAGUGUGUCAUGAGAUAUAAAUUGAAUUAAGAGGACUUAAAGGAAACUAAAUGAGCUGAAAUAUAGCUACAAAUGAGGCAUAAUGAUGCAAUAUGUACAUACAGUUAGCCUAAAUAGCAUGUUAGCAUCAAUUAGCUUGCAGUCAUGCAGUGACCAAAUAUGUCUGAUUAGCACGCCACACAAGUCAAUAACAUCAACAAAACUCACCUUUGUGCAUUCAUGGCCAACGUUAAUAGUUUGGUGGACAAAAUAAGACAAAAAAAGAAGUCGCAUAAAACAUGUCGGAGAAAGUUAUACAUGUAAACCAGGGGUGUCCAAACUAUCCACUGAGGGCCGCACACUGAAGAAUCAAAGCAAGUGGGGGCCAGUUUGAUAUUUUUUUAUUUAAAAAAAACAAUACAAUAUAUGUAUAAGAAAUAUAAAUGUUGGCCUCCACUCAGGCUCGAUCCCAGGAACUCCAAAGGGUUUUGGUCAAAAAAAUAUUAAAAAUGUGUCAUUAUUCAGUUCUAUUAGUUUUAUUAUUAUCCAAGUUUUAAAUCUCUAGAUCAACAUUAAGUCUAUUUGUCAAUAUAAUGAUUUUCAAGAUUUAAGUUUUUUAUGGAAAAAACACAAAAUAUGCAACAUUUUCACCCAAUAAUUUUUUUUUAAUACUUAUAUAAUAAUUAGGCCGUAAAAAAAGUCAAUAACUAAUAACACCGUUGAUUUUAAUUCAUUAUUAUUUUUUGAGCAAUGACACUUAAAAACAAAUCACACUAAAAUUAUUGGGGAUCCAAAAGUGUCCUACUUAUUAAAGUGUUAGAAAAUAAAUUAUACAUUUUUUUUACUGUUUACUUUUAACACAAUAAUCUCGAGAUCAAUUUCAGAUCCAUCCGUCAAUUACAAGGUUUAUUGUUGUUUAUGUUAUUUGUUUUGUUCAUUUUAUGCCCUUCCUUAAAAAACAGCUCAGUUUUUUAUAUGGCAAACACAAAAUAUGCAACGUUUUCCCCCAAAAAUAUGUAAAAGUGGAAUAUUUUACGUGACGUUGAAUAGCUUAAUAAUUCAUAAUGACGAUGAUUUUGUUUCGUUAUUAUUUUUUAAAGAAAGAUACAGCCUGCAUGGCAGCUUUGUGUUAUUAGAGUAAACAAUGCAACAUUUUCUUCUUACAUUUCACCUAUUUGCUCUUUUACAUUACUUUUACGUUUAAAAAAUGUUUCAAUCGUAUUUUUAAAAUGUGCUGUGAGGGUGUUAAAAAAUUACUUGCGGGUCGCAAAUGGCCCCCGGGCCGCACUUUGGACACCCCUGAUGUAAACAAACUAUGGUGAGUUCAAGGACCGCCAAAAUUAGUAGGACAAAUCGGCGCUCGCCAAAUACUCGAAUCAGUGAAGCAUGUAUAAAAUAAACAGUGUGCUUUAUAACAAUUAGGGAGGUUUGUGUCAUGUUUGUCCUCCUACAUUUUUCAUAUAUUUUAGAAAAAGCUCCAGAGAGCCACUGGGGCGGCGCUAAAGAGCCGCAUGCAGCGGGUUGCGGACCCCCGAGCUAGAUGAUAGCAGUCUGUAAGUUUAUUAGUUAGGAACAUAUCGAGCUAGCUGGUUAUCCAAACAAACUUUUCAACAUAGUCCACAUCUUGUCCGUUGAUUGAUUUCUGGACACAUGUUGAUUGAGCAAAACUUAAGAAAAUGUUGUAUAAAUGGUGGAAAACACAAAAAAGAGAAAAGUAAGCAACACGCGGUGACAGUGAUUCGGAUCACCCCCAAAAUCGCAUCACUCGUUCCUUUUAACAUUUAUGACAUUUCCUGCAAGUUUCCUCAAAAAAUUGAGCUGCCUUGCUAUUUAACUAAAAGCCUGAAAAAUAUCGCUCUUUAGUACCGAUAUUGACACCGGCCUGGGUAACACUGCUGUGGAUAUUCCGCUGGAUUCUGCCCACCCCUACUGAACACUGUUUCUCUGAAUGUUUCUGUCUUUCUCCUGUUUUGCUUUCUCACUCUUUCUCUCGCCAGUCCUCGACUCUUAAUCAAUACUUGAAAUGUAAUCUUUCGCAGUCCUUUCUAAGGCGAAUGAUUGUUGUGAUGUUUGCACUGAAAAGUUGCAGGAUUAGUGAAACAAAAACUGCCAUUGAAAAGUUAUUUUUAUAGUAUGUUAAGUAUAUGUUUCAGAUGUAUUUUACUUAACCAAUGGAACCAAAGAGGCCAUGAUUUUUUUUAGCUGUUGUACCAAGAGGUCAAUGUGUAAAAAUACAGUUUUGAUCGUUUGCAAAAGGCCUACUUAUAUCAGGGUACAAUCCAUCAUUUUGUUGCUUACAUCUUUUUGUCAAUACACAACAUUUCAUCUUUUAAUUCUAUUUUUGUUUCAGUUUUCUAUUUAAUAAAACACUAUUUUUAGUUGCUGUUUAAGAAUCACCCUAGCCAAACAAUGUCAUCUGUACAGCGUAUGUAAAAUAAAAUGUUUUCUUAAAUAUUUUGAAA
This is a messenger RNA of Nerophis ophidion (straightnose pipefish), 7741 nucleotides long. It is a transcript of the gene inhbb, whose product is annotated as inhibin subunit beta B. Gene Ontology annotation, molecular function: growth factor activity; cytokine activity. The record is from RefSeq and is a predicted model, not a curated record. The transcript has 3 exons. Gene Ontology annotation, cellular component: extracellular region. Bases 404 to 1603 code for a protein of 399 amino acids. Gene Ontology annotation, biological process: BMP signaling pathway; SMAD protein signal transduction. Lineage: Eukaryota; Metazoa; Chordata; Actinopteri; Syngnathiformes; Syngnathidae.